AUGUUGGACAAGUUGAAAGAACAGCCCUUGUACCAGGACCUCAACUGGCGCCUGAUCCUCAUCGGCCUCGCCUCUUCCGUGGGAUCCAUGGGCUUCGGCUACGACAACGGCUGGUGGGGUGGUGCCUUGGGUCUGUUGCAGUUCAAGAAGAAGUACGGGGCCUACGACGCCGCGUCGGGCUCAUGGGCCAUGCCCUCCGAAAAGACCUCCGUCGGAACAGGCACAGGCUCGGCCGGCAUCAUCCUGGGCUGUAUCAUCGCUCCCAUCGUCACCACCAAGUUCGGCCGAAAGGCGGGCUUCAUGUGUCUGUCUGCUCUCAUGUUGCUGGGUGUCAUACUGGAAGCGACCGCCAUCACCUCCUAUUGGCAGUUGGUGGUGGGAAGAAUCGUCGUGUACGCCGGCAUCGGGCUUGCCUCGAAUGUCGUCCCUACUUACCUUUCAGAAUGUGCACCACCACGUGUCCGAGGUGCCUUUCUUGGUCUCUAUUCGUUCUUCAACUCUCUGGGCGUCUUCAUAGCCAGUGUGACAGUCUAUGGCUGCCAACAUCGGACCGACAAAUGGCAGUACCUGAUUGUCAUCUUGGUUCAGUUGUUCGUGCCUCUGGUGUACCUGAUUGCCCUCCCCUUCCUCCCAGAAUCGCCCAGAUACCUUGUCUACCGGGGAAGGUAUGAAGAGGCCGAAAAAGUGAUGAGAGUCCUAUUCAACCACCCAGAGAACAUCACCACAGAGAUCCAAUUGCUCAAACUCCAGAUCGAAGAGCAGCGCGAGCUGCACAAGGCUACCACGCUCUUGGACUGCUUCAAGGGAGCCAACCGGCGACGAACCAUCGCCGCCAUGGGCGUCCAGAUCCUGCAGCAGGCGCAGGGUGUGUCGUUCAUCCAAAACUUCAUCAUCACCUUCAUGCAACAGCUCGGAUUCCCCAACGCCUUCGAGACCAACGUCUUGGUGACGGGAUGCUCGUUCGCCGUCCACUUUGUCACCUUCAUCACCUUCGACAAACUCGGCCGUCGGAACUCCCUCCUGCUGGGUUCCCUGGGCAUGGCAGCCACCAUGAUGGGCACGGGCGGCGCCACCACGACCGCCAGUGUCUCGAAUCUGUCGAUGCCAGUCAAGAAUGCAUGUGCUGCCAUGCUGAUCCUGUGGUACUGCAUCUACGGCUUCACCUGGGGUCCAGGCUGCUGGAUUGUCACUGGCGAGGUGGGAACCGGCCAGCUUCGAGAACGAACCAUCUUCCUGGCCUCGGUCGGCAGUUUCCUCACCUCGAUCCCCAUCAACUUUGUCAACCCUUACGUCCAGAAGGCCAUUGGGGGUGAUGUCACCUUCAUCUACGGCUCCUUCUCCGUCGUGGCCAUUGUCUUUAUCUUCUUCUGUCUUCCCGAGACCAACCGCCGUUCCCUGGAAGAAUUGGAUGAGAUGUUCCAAUCCGACGUCCCCACCAGGAAAUUCAAGCAUCAUGUUUGCACUGGACUGGGCGCCCAGAUCACACAACUGGAAGACCACGAAAAUGAACAUGGCCUUGAUGGACCGGCCGAUAAGGCAAUGGUGUCUGAACGAGAGAUGGCGUGA
Molecule: messenger RNA, 1566 nt
Organism: Capronia coronata CBS 617.96
Lineage: Eukaryota; Fungi; Ascomycota; Eurotiomycetes; Chaetothyriales; Herpotrichiellaceae
Exons: 3
Coding region: 1-1566 (521 amino acids)
Biological process (GO): carbohydrate transport; transmembrane transport
Cellular component (GO): membrane
Molecular function (GO): carbohydrate:proton symporter activity
Source: RefSeq, a predicted model, not a curated record